Messenger RNA from Spirodela intermedia, 4618 nucleotides. NCBI's taxonomy places the organism in Eukaryota, Viridiplantae, Streptophyta, Magnoliopsida, Alismatales, Araceae. The record is from the annotation of a GenBank genome assembly.
AUGGAACAGAAGAGCCCCGAAGGCCUCGUCUCCACAGACCCCGAUCGCGAGCUCUACACCAUUCCCAACCGCUCCAGUACGAGCUCGCCUUCCCUUCUUUUCCUACUCCCGCUCCUCUCCACGCUCUUGCUAGGGUUAGGGUUCCUGAGGACUUUCUUGAUUCUCCCGUUCUGAUGGUGGUAUGGUGUUGCAGGUUGGUUCCAGUGGGACGAGAUCCACGAGACAGAGAAGAGGGAGUUGGGGGAGUUCUUCGACGGGAGCUCCUUCUCGAGGAACCCGAGGGUCUACAAGGAGUACCGGGACUUCAUCAUCAACAAGUACCGCGAGGACGCCUCCCGGCGGCUUACCUUCACGGAGGUCCGCAGGUCCCUCGUCGGUGACGUUGGAUCCAUCCACAGGGUUUUCCUCUUUCUUGACCGAUGGGGCUUGAUUAAUUUCUCUACUUCUGACGGGGAUAGAGCGGCCGCCGCAGGGAUAGACAGCGGUGGGGGCGCGUUCUCUGUCGCGCUGGAGGAUGGUCCCCCUAGCACCGUCAAGGUUGUGCCUAGCCCUAAUUCCUCGAAAGGGUUAUCGGCUCAGCUGGCCUUUGGUUCGAAGGUGGUGGAGGCCGGAAGCAGUUUCAGGUUGCCACCUUUGACGUCUUACUCGGAUGUUUUUAGCCAGCAGACGCCCCUGGCUGGCCGAGUAUGUGGGGAUUGCGGCGAAGAGUGUAUAUCCGGAUAUUAUGAAUCCCAAUCGGUAAUAUUUUAAAGACAGUGCUAUGGUUGCAGUGCUUCUGUUUUCUUUUCGAAAUGUGGAUUUUAUUUUAUAUCUCUGCCAUUCUAAUUCAACCGUUCAGUAACAUUUCUUCCCUUGUUGGCAUGGCAUUACGCUUUUUAGAAUUGUUGUACUUAAAAUACAAUUAAUUUUCGAUUAUGUUCGUUUGGUGGUUUUGGCAUCUUAGGAUCACGUCGAUAAACACAAGCUAGAUAUAUUCGUUACGAUGAAGUCACAUGGGGGAUUAGUAUCUUAGUGGAAAAUAUGUCGAGCCAAUAGAAAGGUGGGAUUGGUGAACUUUGGGGUAUGGUUUUGAUUGAUGAACUCAUUGUUGGUUAAUCUAUCUGUAACACCCUUCAUGCUCUCUUUGUGCUGUUGUUGUAAAGAAUACUGGGAAAAUGGUUAUUUGAGGGAAAUAUGAAACUUGAACACUUUAGAGGGCGAAGAGUUCAGAGUCAUUUUCAUGAAGCAGUCUCUUUAGUGCCUCUUUGUAAUUUCAUUCAAGUGUUGAAUAGCUAAUUCAGGAAAAUAGCAGAAUGAGAAUUUAGAAGAAUUUUUUCAUAUGAUUGAUUCAUGAGCAAAUAACAGCACUGCCAAAUUAUAGCGUAGGGGAAAUGCACCUGAAGAUUUUGAUUUUCAAUUCAUCCAUCAUUGAAGACAUGUGUUAACCUUAGGUCGUAGCUGGUCUUCUCUCUUUCUGGUCUGUGAAUUUGGAUAUUAAAUCUUUGACAUAUAGGGUUUGGCCUGGUUGGUGAUGGAUGUGGCAGGGGAAAUGGAUGGCCCAUUUGGCCAAGAUUGUGACUACAAAUCUUUGACUAUUUUUUCUAUUCGGUGAAUUAAUAUCACCGGCAACUAGGAAUGCCAUGGGUUGUUUUGGCCUAAUGCCGUUAUGCUAAAAGAGUCAUGAAUGCUCGGCACAUGCUGGGUUUUAGAGUGGGUGGCAAAUCACUCCUGGUCAAAUUUCUUACUGUAGAGGCGCCUUCUAUUCUAUUAAAUCCUUAUCUGCUUUUUUAAGGAGAAGGUUAUCCCUUGUUUCGUGCCUUCUUAGUGUUGUGAGAUCGUGAUUCAGGCUACCUGGUAUGGUUGGAAAGGUAUAAAAUUCGAACUGCACUUCGGAAAUGUUCGUUGUGUAUCGAGAAACAAUGCCAAUGAACAUAAAAACAGCGAUCCUAUCAUUGUUCACUUAGAUGGAUUGGUCAGGUAGCCAUGCCUGUACACCUAAUGAUACAAGCUAAUUUUCGUGGGUUUUUGGAGGUUGUCAUAUUUUCGUAGGUUUUUUGGAUUGGUCAGCGGCUCCUCUCCCCAUUUUUUUUGCUGCAAAUAUUUCUUAUUUUUCCUGGCAGGCAAUUAUAAUCUGUGCCUAAUGCUCCAGGAUGAGAAUUAUGGCUCAGGAAAUCUAAUACUUUUAUUCUGCCUGACAGGGAAUUGUAAUCUGUGUAAAAUGCUUUGAAAAUGAGAGGUCGGGUCCAGGAAAGAGGGGGGAAGGCUACAAGUUCUAUGAUCAAAAGAUUGACAGCGCAAAACAUCUUGCUAAUCAAUGGACGGACAGGGAAACACUGUCUCUAUUAGAAGCCAUUGUCUCAAAGGGGCCUGAUUGGGACCUUAUCGCCAACCACGUUCGUAGAAGUAGACUUGAUUGUAUUGGGAAACUUAUUCAGCUUCCUUUUGGUGAGCAUAUGGGCACUCACGGAGGAAAAUUUGAUCAGAGGAAUUCUAUGAGCCAGCAAGGUGGGGAAUCUGUAAAAUGUACACUGCCUGAUAUGUUCCAACAGGAAAGUGGCCAUGAAUCAGAUGAUAUCGCUCCGGAAAGUACAGGUGAACCUCCCAGGAAACGGAAACCCUUUCCUUCUCUUGGAGAUGCAAGUGAUUCACUGGUUGAGCAGGUAAACUUGUUUUCUGGGAAUUGACAAGUAAUGGGCACAAUUUUGUUUAUGAACUUAAUUUUGAAUAUCAUCUGAUUGUAUCAUUGUUAGGUAGCUUCAUUGUCAGCACUAGCCGGACCACAUGUUGCUUCAGCUGCUGCUGAGGCUGUAAUUUCAGCGUUAUGCGAGGAACAUCCUUUUGCAAAGAAGGUAUUCACGUUGGGUGAUGAUGAAAUACAGGAUUCAGAUAUUUAUUUUGCAUCAAAGUGCGGCCCAAUGAGGUUAGCAUCAUUCGCCACCAUGACACGAGUGUCUGAUACAUAAGGAGAGGGAUUUCACUGAAAGUAUACUGAUCAAUCAUUUUUCUAUAGUGUUACGCUAUUAAUUUCUCUGUGCGUUUUCUCAGUGAUUUAAAGGUUGAAGAUGGGGAGAACGACGAACCUUCUGAUGAACUAGGUGUGUGUGAUUAUGUUGGAUUACUUCUGCCGUACUAGAUUUUGCUUCUGCGAAUGAGAUUCUUUUGCAUGAGACGAAUUGAAAGAGCGUUUAUUUAAUAAUUGUUGUGGAUUGAAUCAACCUGAUCCCUGAUGACCCUUUGCAUACGGAUGCUGGCUGACAAUGGAUGAUAUUUAUGAAAAAUCUGGGAGAUCUGAUGUCUGGAUUUUCUAGACCGAAUGGGGCUGUAAGAGCUGAGGUUUCUUCUUCAAUUUAUCCCCAACUUGUGAAAGAAUAGCAUGGGACGUUUGGUCAGCUAUACUAUGAUCAUGUCUGCUUCUCCUGGUCCAAACUGAAUGAUCCAUUAAAUCAUAAUCGAUGCAGAAAUAACUACAGUCGAAUAACUCAUAUCUAUUUAUGGAGUAGCUGAAGACGGCUUUGUUGGAAUCACUGAGCGUACAAGUUUUUUUGUGAACAAAUUAUUUUAUUGACAAGAGAGCGUACAAGGACCACUGAGCAAUUACCAUUGAACCCGAGAACUGAAAACUCACCAGCCCUACAGUUUUUUUGUUUUUCUUCUUGAAAACUAUGAUCCAUUCCUUAUAACACUAUCUCAUUGAGCCCGGGUUUUUCUGAUAAUCUUGAAUCUUCUACCUCCGCAAGGCAUUCAUAUUGUGGAUACAAAAAAUAUGCAGAUUUUAGAGCUCCACUGGUGUCUUAUUGACCGCUUUGGAGAUUAAAAGAAUCAUAUGAGAGAGAACCCAUUGCAACCAAAUUCUUGCUCUAAUGUUCUUCCCUCGACUGCAUUGAUAUCAUGUGAUAUUAAUUUUUCAGAAACUAAUGUCUUGAAUAAGUCGCCCAAUUGAACGAUAUUCAAUUGACAAUAAAUGCGAUUCAUUUACCCCAUCUGCAGAAUGUAAAACUGGUAGGAGCUUCAGCCACUCAAUGUUUCGGAUCAAUGCCGCCACCGCGACAGCCUUCGGGGCGGUAGCUGCUCGUGCUAGAUUACUGGCAGACCAGGAAGAAAGACAGAUUGAAUGCUUAAUGGCUUCCAUAAUUGACCUGCAGGUUUGCUUCCUUCAAUUCCUUAUGAGUUGACCACUUCAUUCAAAGGGAAAAUACAAUUUUCUCCCCUUGAUGCCGCUAUAAUUUCUCAUCAAACGCUGUUAAUGUCAUCUGAAAUCUUAAUCAUCUGAUUCAUUCCGGUAACCAUUUAUCCGAAAUCUCUUCAUCAUGACCAUUUUUCGGUAUGGAUGAACCGAGUCAUGGAUUUAUUAUCAUUAUGAUUACUAUUCGUACUACGCUGUUAGAUCUUCCAUAAUUAUCAUAUAAUCACACUAAUCUUUCUAUUUUCGGUUAAGAUAAAGAAGAUGCUGCACAAGAUGAAGCAUUUCGGGGAGCUGGAAUCCAUCAUGGAGGAGCAGUACGCCCAGAUACAGCAGCUCAAGGAGGACAUCCUCCAGGAAUGGAUAGACAUCUCCCAGCGGGCGCUCUCUGCUGGCAUCCCACGAUGGAAGGACCACGGUUUGCCGAAAUCUCUUCCCAAUCGGAGCUCCAUCACCUGA